AAAAAAAAGGGAAAGGUAAAAAAAAAAAAAAAAGAGCAAGAAAAAUGUGACGGACUUGUCACUGGCUGUUCACGGGCGCAACGGGGCGACGGACCUGAUGCGGCUUAGUCCCCCCAAUUGCUGCCAAGUGCAGACAGCUGCAGUCCGCUCGAUAUUAAAUAGAACCCUCCCCUCCCCCCCUCCAGCUUGCUCUUCUUUGCUUUCCUCUCCCCCUCAGGAUUUCCGACCCUGCCAUUCGUGUCAUCUUUGCAACUGCUCAUAUCGUUGGGUUCCGAAGGCUGUGUGAGCCGAAGCAACAAUGGCGGAGCGGAGGAUCUCCUACGCUCCCGACGUGGAGAACGGUGAUAACACUCGCACUGCUCCUGAUCUCAAUGACGGCGGAAACCUCGAUGAGUACACGGCCCUGAACCGGUACAUCUCGACCGCCCGCGACAAGCGUCGUGGCUCGACCUCUGAGGCCGGUGGUCUCGACGACGGCAAAGAGAAGAAGAAGCCUUGGUACGCCUUCUGGCAGAAGGACAAGGACACCUCCGAGGGAUUCGUCUGCCCCGAGGAAUGGCUCGACACCGACAUCCGCCAGGGUAUCCCCUCCUCGGCCGUUGAGCCUCGCCGCAAGAAGUCUGGCUGGAACGAGCUCGCGACUGAGAAGGAGAACCCCAUCCUUCAGUUCAUCGGGUACUUCCGUGGUCCUAUUCUCUAUGUUAUGGAAUUGGCUGUCUGUUUGGCUGCUGGUCUGCGUGACUGGAUCGAUUUCGGUGUCAUUAUCGGUAUUCUGUGUCUGAACGCUGUCGUCGGUUGGUACCAGGAGAAGCAGGCCGCCGAUGUCGUCGCUUCGCUCAAGGGUGAUAUUGCUAUGAAGGCUUGGGUUGUCCGUGACGGCCACGAGGAGGAGAUCCGCGCUCGUGAGCUCGUUCCCGGUGACAUUGUUAUUCUCGAGGAAGGUCAAGUCGUCCCUGCUGAUGUGCGCCUGAUCUGUGACUACGACAAGCCGGAGAUGUUCGAGGCCUACAAGGAGUUCCUGACCCAGGCCAACGAUGACACUCUCAAGGAGAAGGAUGAGGAUGAGGACGAGGGCGACCGUGAGCACCACACUGGUAGCUCCAUCGUCGCUGUUGACCAGUCCGCCAUCACUGGUGAAUCUCUCGCUGUCGACAAGUAUAUGGGCGACACUUGCUACUACACCACUGGUUGCAAGCGUGGCAAGGCCUACGCUAUCGUCACUGCUACUGCCAAGCACUCCUUCGUCGGUAGAACCGCUGCUCUGGUCCAGGGUGCCAACGAGGCCGGUCACUUCAAGCAGAUCAUGGACAACAUUGGUUCCACCCUCCUGGUUCUGGUCAUGUUCUGGAUUCUCGCUGCCUGGAUUGGCGGUUUCUUCCACCACCUGAAGAUCGCUACCCCCGAGCACAGCUCCGUCAACCUGCUCCACUACGCUCUGAUCCUGCUCAUCAUCGGUGUCCCUGUCGGUCUGCCCGUCGUUACCACCACCACUCUCGCUGUCGGUGCCGCCUACCUGGCCGAGCAGAAGGCUAUCGUCCAGAAGCUCACUGCCAUUGAGUCCCUCGCUGGUGUUGACGUUCUCUGCUCUGACAAGACUGGUACUCUCACUGCCAACCAGCUCUCCAUCCGUGAGCCCUACGUUGCUGAGGGUGUCGACGUCAACUGGAUGUUCGCUGUUGCCGCCAUCGCCUCCUCCCACAACAUCAAGAACCUCGACCCCAUCGACAAGGUUACCGUCCUGACCCUCCGCCGCUACCCCAAGGCCCGUGAGAUCCUCUCCCGCAACUGGGUUACCGAGAAGUACACUCCCUUCGACCCCGUCUCCAAGCGUAUCACCACUGUUGCUACCUGCGAUGGUGUCCGCUACACUUGCGCCAAGGGUGCCCCCAAGGCUAUCCUGAACCUGUCUGAGUGCUCCGAGCAGGAGGCCAAGCUCUACCGUGACAAGGCUGCCGAGUUCGCUCGCCGUGGUUUCCGUUCCCUCGGUGUCGCCGUCCAGAAGGAGGGUGAGCCCUGGCAGUUGCUGGGCAUGUACCCCAUGUUCGACCCUCCCCGUGACGACACUGCCCAGACCAUCACUGAGGCCCAGGCUCUCGGUCUGUCCGUCAAGAUGCUUACUGGUGACGCUAUCGCUAUCGCUAAGGAGACUUGCAAGAUGCUUGCUCUUGGUACCAAGGUCUACAACUCUGAGCGUCUGAUCCACGGUGGUCUCGCCGGUUCCGCCCAGCACGACCUCGUCGAGAAGGCUGACGGUUUCGCUGAGGUCUUCCCCGAGCACAAGUACCAGGUCGUCGAGAUGCUCCAGCAGCGUGGUCACUUGACUGCCAUGACUGGUGACGGUGUCAACGACGCUCCUUCCCUCAAGAAGUCCGACUGUGGUAUCGCCGUCGAGGGUGCUACUGAGGCUGCCCAGGCUGCCGCCGAUAUCGUCUUCCUUGCCCCCGGUCUGUCCACCAUCGUCGAUGCCAUCAAGCUCGCCCGUCAGAUCUUCCAGCGUAUGAAGGCCUACAUCCAGUACCGUAUCGCUCUGUGUCUGCACCUGGAGAUCUACCUGGUCACCUCCAUGAUCAUCAUCAACGAGACCGUCCGCUCUGAGCUGAUUGUCUUCAUUGCCCUGUUCGCUGACGUCGCCACCAUUGCCGUUGCUUACGAUAACGCUCACUUCGAGGCCCGUCCCGUCGAGUGGCAGUUGCCUAAGAUCUGGGUCAUCUCCGUUAUCCUUGGUGCUCUCCUCGCUGCUGCUACCUGGGUUGUCCGUGGUACUCUCUUCCUGCCCAACGGUGGUAUCAUCCAGAACUUCGGUUCUCCCCAGGAAAUCCUCUUCCUCGAGAUCUCUCUGACUGAGAACUGGCUGAUCUUCGUUACCCGUGGUGGUAAGACCUGGCCCUCGUGGCAGCUGGUUGGUGCCAUCUUCGUCGUCGAUGUCCUGUCCACCCUCUUCUGUGUGUUCGGAUGGAUCUCUGGCGACUUCGAGCAGACCGACCCUGCUGACCGUGCUGUCUUCUCUAUUCACGGUGAUGUCGACAUUGUCACUGUCGUUGUCAUCUGGGCUUACUCCAUUGGUGUCACCGUCAUCAUUGCCGUCGUCUACUACAUCCUCACCAACAUCCCCGCGCUCGACAACCUCGGCCGUAAGGACCGCUCCAGAGCCGACACCCACCUUGAGAACAUCAUUGGUCGUCUGUCCAAGCUCGCCGUUGAGCACGAGACUGACAAGAACGGUGUCUCGAGAUACACUCUUGCCGCCCGCGCUCCCGAGGAGGAGGAUGACGAGUAAUCCUAAGACGGGCUACGCUCUUUUACCCGUUAAUCUGCUCUGGUAUUCCAGGCGCAUCCAGCUUAAGCUGUUUCCCGAUUCACAUAUUAUAGACUUUUUAUUAUAUAUCCGACCUUGGUCAUAAAGCUUGAACUUACUUUACAUGUAUGUAUGUCAACUAAUAUUGGUAAAUUUAGUCUCCAAGGAUCAGAAUUCAAGCUCGUUCUAAUUA
This is a messenger RNA of Paecilomyces variotii, 3488 nucleotides long. RefSeq names its product plasma membrane ATPase 2. Gene Ontology annotation, biological process: proton export across plasma membrane; regulation of intracellular pH. Gene Ontology annotation, cellular component: plasma membrane. The record is from RefSeq and is a predicted model, not a curated record. The coding region runs from base 299 to 3277 and encodes 992 amino acids. Gene Ontology annotation, molecular function: ATP hydrolysis activity; ATP binding; P-type proton-exporting transporter activity. Lineage: Eukaryota; Fungi; Ascomycota; Eurotiomycetes; Eurotiales; Thermoascaceae. The transcript has 3 exons.